UGUUAUCUCUCGCGAGCCUUUCAAAAUAAGAGAUGGAAGAACGGCAGCAGGCUGGGCCUGGGAGAGGCGGGGCCGGGGGUGGGCGGAGCGCCGUAGGUAUUGAUGACGUAACGGCGGCCAGUGACGCAGCCCUCCUAGGACUGCUCUGGCCGGUGCACAAAGCAAGUGCUUUUGGCUGAGAAGAUGCAGCCACAGUCUGAUCCUUUGUCGCUGGGAUUCCACCGGGUGUUCACGCACACUGACUGGUCUGAGCCAUGGUUACUGGGACUUUUAGGCUUCCACAUACUUUGCUUGUUGCUCACAUACCUUACUUUCCAACGAUAUCGACUUCAGAUUGGGCAUUUCCUGUGUUUGGUAAUUUUAGUCUAUUGUGCUGAAUAUAUCAAUGAACUGGCUGCUAUGAAUUGGAGGUUGUUUUCUAAAUACCAGUAUUUUGAUUCCAGAGGGAUGUUUAUUUCCAUGGUUUUUUCAGCACCAUUGCUAUUAAAUGCUAUGAUCAUUGUGAUUACAUGGGUGCGUAAAACAUUGACUGCAAUGACUGAGUUGAAGAUCCUGCAACAAAAAAGAAAAGCAGGAAGAGAAAAGAGGAAGAAAGCAGAACAAUGUAGAUGAACUUUUCAUUGAAUUUUCUAACAUUUUCUAGCAGUUUUUUUUUUGCUUCGAUAUUUGUGUAUCAUGCAGGAAAAUAUGUUUCAGUGAUACCUUAAUGGGUUCAUAAUUUGAAGCAGCCAUAUAUUCUUUUAUUUCAUUGUUCACUGUGAUAAAAGAAAAUACUCAGUUCACUUAUUUAAUAUGUCUUAAUUUAAUAUUAAAUGAUACUGUUUCCUAGAGCUAUAAAAUUGCAUUAUAUUGCUGUCAUUAUUAUUGUAGUCUAAAGAUAAUCUGAACGAUAAACCCAGAUGUGUAAUUUAACUAAUUUCAGUGUUCCAUCUAAACUAUAUCUGUAUUUAUUUAGAAAUUUGUUCCAUUUUGUUUAGUUAUACAUUGAUUAUUUAUAUCAUGGGUAUUGUUCAGCCAUUUAUAAGGUUCCUUUUGGCCACAUGCUGAAUCUAUAUUCAAUUAUAUUUCUCCACUUAUAUUUUAAUCUGUUUCAGGUUUACUCAGCAGUGUUAUGAACUUGCUGCAUGUUUGGCACCUCUGAUUUUUGUGCUAUAAUUUCUUAGCAUUAAAUUUUUUAUAUCUAACAUUUAAUAAUGAUCUUUGACAAAAUAGAAUGUAGCUUGUUGACAUGGUUAAUUUUCGUGUAAACUCAACAGUGUCCUUUUCCCAAACAAACUUUAAUGUCUUAAGAUAAUAACCUUUUGUGUUUUAAAUUAAGUUUUAAUGGACUGCUCCUUAAAUUAUAAUCCUAUUGUUCACAAAAGCUCUUUUUGUAUAGAUUUUUGUGCCAUCAUGACCAAAUAAAAACCAUGAAAUAUAGAAUAAACUGUAAUCAGUUUUAAAAUAUUUGUUUAAAAAAAUAUGUGCUUGAAAAUAUUUUUAAAAUUGUUUUAAAAUGAAGUGAUUAAUACUUUUGUCCCCAAAAUCUUAAGCAUUAAUUCACUGAGACUUUUAGAACACUUUUAUAAUUAAGCAUACCUCGGAAUAUUCUGAGAAUAGUAUAAUGAUAAAACAACUCUCCAUUUUCAAAGUCUUAUACUUUCAGAAAAUAUCAGAAAAUAAUCAAUUUAAUACCUUUAAAUGAGAUGUUUAAUCAUUCAAUUUUUAUAAGGUUUGUGUUUGAAUUUUCAGAAUUUGACCAAUCAGAAGAAAGUAUCAUUAAUUUUAUUUUUAAAGAAACCUAUAUAGUAUGAUACAUCCUGCAUUGUAAUCUCACUCAUAAAGUAAUAUUCAGGUUUCAACUCAAUUUAAAAUUGCUUUAUUUACAUAAAGAAUAGUGAGUGGUAGUUGUGGGGGAAAAGUAUAAAAAUUCUUCAUAAGGCAGAGUGAUAGAGAUCUGUGUUAUUGACAAUAGCAAUACAAUUUAUCUGAUGUCUGCUAUGUCCCAGAUGUUGUGCUUUACAGAUUUUAUCUCAUUUGAUCAUCACAUCAGCCUAGGCUGGUAUGUGUUAUUAUUUGGUUUUACAGAUGAAGAAAUGGAGUUACUUGCUCAGGGCUACACAACUAGUAAAUUGUAAGAGGUUGAAUUUGAUAUCAAGUUUUCCUAAUUCAAGGUUUGUUUAUUGUACUACUAAGCUGCCUUUUUUUUUUCUUUAAAAGUUCCCCCCCCCCCCAUUUUAAAAAAUAAAGUGACAGUUCUUCAGUUUUUUCCUGAGUGGGGAAAAUUAAGUCUCCUUAAUAUUCUAGAAAUAAAAAAGAUAGAUGACUGAAUUAGAGAAUCUAUGCAUGAAACUUUUAAAAGCAAAAUAAUCUCUUCUUUGAAAAUUGAAUCCCAUAUAGUUGAAAUACCUGUCUUUUUCCGUAUCAUUGAAAACAUCAUAACCACAAAUAUCCAUAGUUGUUUAUUGGAUAUUAGCUUGUCAUUUUACAGAGUGGCUUAGCUUAAUUUUUAAACUAAGCAAGAAGCAUUUAACCGGAAAGUAUUUUAUCAGCUCUCUGAUAUGUGUCAUCAUAGUUCUUAAGUAUAUUCCUGGGCAUUGAAUAUGAAAUAGUAAUGUAAAGAGAUAUAAUGUCAUUAUUAUGGCUUAAUUUUUAGUGAACAUAAAUCCAGUAUAAUUAGUUUCAGGUUUUAAUGUAUAGGAUCCUGAUAAUUUGCAGAUCAGUAAGGCUUGAAUAUUAACUGAGUAAAUGACCAUAAUAUUCUUCAGAAUUUGCUAAUUUGGGAUGCUAAAUGAGUCCAAAGAAGAAAGAGAAUUAACAGACUAUACAAUUUUCUCAAUUUAUACUGAAGAAAGAACAUUUUUCUUAUGUAACAUUUUAAAAGUAUAAAAAAUUCGUUAAGGAGAUUGAUACUAAUGUCAAAUUCAGUAAUUAGAUCAUCAUAAUAGAAAUGGAAGUAGCUAAUGGGAAAACAAUAGCACACUAUAUAUGAAUUUUUAUCUUUGUAUUAGAGUGAUUUGAAAGCAAUCAAAGUAAUUUUUAAAAUGAAAGUUGGACCUAUUCUCUAUCUCAAAGAUAUAGAUAUAUGGAUACAGAUAUUUGACUUCACUAAAAAAAAGGAAGUUUAAAAAAUAUGAAUUGCCUCUGUAAAUUAAACCUCAUUUAUGUUUUACUUGAAUGUUUAUAUGAACCUAGAAUUACCUUGGACAUGAUUUGAACCCUUAUUUUUAAUAUAAUAAAAUAUUCUUGACAAAUUAAAAACUGCAAGGAUUGAGAAGUGUUUUACUAAUUAUAUUUAGUUUUUUUGUUUGUUUGUUUGUUUUCCGUAUCACAUUUAUAUUAACCUGUUUGUCAUUAAGAAAUUCUUUUAAGGAUUUUAAAUUUGAAAAAAAAACAAUUAGAUCAUUUGAUCUUGUUUCCAAAGCUGUUUAAUGUUUUUGUAUCUAACUAUCCCAUUAUAUAUCUCUUGGUGUUUGGUUGUGGUUAUUGGUAGAAAGUAUCCUACAAGCCAAAUUACAUAAUUAAGCAUGUAAAAAGAUCAUAUGCAGAAUCUCACUGGGUGGCUCUCCUGUUCAUAGACUCUCUAGUAUCUCUUUUAUAAAGUACAAAUUCUUCAUCCUGACAUUUAAAGCCAUUUCUUAUCUGACUUUAUCCUAGAAUUAUUUCAUAUUUCCUUUCAUGAAUAUUUACUCCAGCUAUGCUGCUACUGUCCUUUCUUUAUGUUCCUGCACAGGCUGAACUCCACUUCUUUCCUACCAGGCCUAGAAUUAAUUCCCUUCCUACUUAUCCUCUUCCUCUGAGACAUUUAGCUUCACUUAAGACUUAUCCUAUGUGCCAUUUUCUAAGGGAAUUUUUUCUUUAUCACUAUUAGUGACUUAAGCCUCAAAUUGUUGUGUUUAUCUUUGUAAAUCUUGUAUCCUAUAAUGGAAUAUAAACUUUUCUUUUUCUUUUCUUUUUUUGAGGGAAGUAAGUGAUGAGUAGAGAAAGAGUUGUGCUGAAUCAGAUAUUUUUGUGACCCUUCCAAAACAAUGAUAUAUUAUUAUGUAAAUCUAUACUGUCUUGUAUUUAUAUUUUAAUGAAACAAAUAUAUUGUUAAUAAAUUGAUAUAUUUUCUUAAAAUUCUGUUGAAACAA
Antechinus flavipes (yellow-footed antechinus) is the source of this 4112-nucleotide messenger RNA. It is a transcript of the gene TMEM18, whose product is annotated as transmembrane protein 18. The coding region runs from base 184 to 612 and encodes 142 amino acids. Lineage: Eukaryota; Metazoa; Chordata; Mammalia; Dasyuromorphia; Dasyuridae. The transcript has 5 exons. Gene Ontology annotation, cellular component: nuclear membrane. The record is from RefSeq and is a predicted model, not a curated record.